Molecule: messenger RNA, 4125 nt
Organism: Lacerta agilis (Sand lizard)
Lineage: Eukaryota; Metazoa; Chordata; Lepidosauria; Squamata; Lacertidae
Gene: FGD4
Product: FYVE, RhoGEF and PH domain containing 4
Exons: 18
Coding region: 226-2916 (896 amino acids)
Biological process (GO): cytoskeleton organization; filopodium assembly
Cellular component (GO): cytoplasm
Molecular function (GO): metal ion binding; guanyl-nucleotide exchange factor activity
Source: RefSeq, a predicted model, not a curated record
CCGCUUUGCAAAGCGCCCCACGGAGCAGCCGGAGGAAGAAGUGGCAGCAGCCGCCGACCUCCCUCAGCCGAACCUGUAGGGGGCGUGGGAAAUGGCCGUGGCCAUUCCUGUCAGGGGCUGAGGAAGGGCGGCUUUCUGCCAGCUGCCUGGCGUCUGGUCUCUCUCUGCCCCCUUUCCUCACUUGCGCAGCCGGCGAGGGGAGGGGAAGAUGGAGGGGCCGAGAGCAUGGGCUUCAGGCGGGUGGCCAUCCGGAGGAAAUCCAGCCCCAGCCUCAGCAGCAGCGCCUUGGUCUUCUCUCAGGCUGCUGCCGCAGCUUCGCCUCUUUCCCACCCGGAGAGGAGGAGAGACGUUGCCAGGGAAGCGGCGCCAACAGCGGCAGCAGCAGGUGGCAGCACGUGUCCAAAGAUCUUCAUAACUCCACUGUGCACGACAAGCAGCACAACUAGACUGUAUGAGCCAAACAUUGGCAAUGAGGUGGCUCAGAGAAUAAAUGGAAUCGUACCAGAGAAGCCAUCUCCACAGCCAGCUUCAAUUCCAAAACCACAAGUGCCUCCAAAGCCAUUACAUCUGCAGAAUUCACAGUCAUCCAUUGCCCACCAAACCCCCAGGCAUAAAGCUUUACAUUCUACGAAGCCAAGAAUGGAGGAAGUUACACCUACCUCUUCUUGCGUAUCUAAAGAAAAAACUAGUAAAGUGUCUGAUCUCAUCAGUCAUUUUGAAGGAGGCAGCCCAUCCACUCCUAGUGAGCUGAAGAAAGAAUCCUGUGUUCUAAAUGUUGCUAAAUCUCAAGGAAAGCAUGGGCCAGCACCAGCACCUCAGCCAAAAUUCCUCACCCAACACCCACUACAGAAGCAGGGAUAUAGUACAGAUCACUCUCAGGAUGUACAGAAUCGCACAGCCAAUGGAGAAGUAGCACAGAACCAGUUGGACUGCAGGGACAGCACAUUGCCGGUUCAUAAUGCGAGUAGGGCCAUUCAAAAUGCAUCAUUUGACAGCAUCUUGGUAAAUGGAGAACGAGAGAACAUUAGUACAGACGCAUUGCAAACUACAGCAGCCUGCAAAGGGCAAACAAUCAAUAGCUGUUGCCAGGCUCCAAGUGUGAACACGUUAUUUCCAUCGGGAAAAGAAAGUGUAGAAAUGAUUACCAAUACAAAGAACAAGCAGAUUGAGGAGCACAAUAAGCAAGACUCGCAUGUGGAGACAAAGGAGACAAAUGAACAGAAAUGUUACAAUAUUGCCAAUGAGCUUUUGCACACAGAAAGAGCUUACGUCUGCCGACUUGCUCUCUUGGAUCAGGAGUUUUAUUGUAAAUUGAUGGAUGAAGCUAACAGGGGUUCAUUUCCUGCUGAAGUUGUUAGUAAAAUAUUUUCCAAUAUUUCAUCCAUUAAUCAGUUUCACAGUCAAUUCUUGCUGCCAGAGCUUGAGAAAAGAAUGCAAGAAUGGGACACAAACCCCAGGAUCAGUGACAUCCUACAGAAGCUAGCUCCUUUCCUCAAAAUGUAUGGGGAGUAUGUGAAGAAUUUUGACAACGCAAUGGAAUUGGUGAAAACGUGGACUGAGAGAUCACCUGUCUUCAAAUGUAUUAUUCAAGAAAUUCAGAAACAGAAAGUCUGUGGAAAUCUCACCUUGCAGCAUCACAUGCUAGAACCAGUGCAGCGCAUUCCAAGAUACGAGAUGCUUCUGAAGGACUAUCUAAGAAAAUUGCCUCAAGACUCUCUAGACUGGAAGGAUGCUGAAAAAUCCUUGGAAAUAAUAUCUACAGCAGCAAGUCACUCUAAUAGCGCCAUCCGAAAAAUGGAAAACUUAAAGAAGUUGUUGGAAGUUUAUGAAAUGUUAGGAGAAGAAGAAGAUAUUGUCAAUCCUUCAAAUGAACUCAUAAAAGAAGGACAAAUACUUAAACUUGCUGCUCGUAAUACAUCUGCCCAAGAAAGAUACCUUUUCUUAUUCAACAACAGAUUGCUAUACUGUGUCCCCAAAUUCAGCUUGGUGGGAUCUAAGUUCACAGUUCGGACAAGAGUUGGCAUUGAUGGUAUGAAAAUCGUGGAAACACACAAUGAAGAAUACCCACACACAUUCCAAGUCUCUGGGAAAGAGCGAACUUUGGAAUUGCAGGCCAGUUCUGAACAAGAUAAAGAAGAAUGGAUAAAGGCUCUCCAGAAUACUAUAGAUGCUUUUCAGCAAAGGAAUGAAACAUUCAGAACUGCUAUUGCAAAAGAAUAUGAGGACACACCUAUUGAAGUUUCUACUGCUGAACUUGGGAAGAGAGCACCAAGAUGGAUUCGGGACAAUGAAGUGACCAUGUGCAUGAAAUGCAAGGAAUCCUUCAAUGCCCUGACGAGGAGGAGGCAUCACUGCCGAGCAUGUGGGCAUGUGGUUUGCUGGAAAUGUUCUGAUUACAAAGCUCAUCUUGAGUAUGAUGGUGGUAAGCUGAACAAGGUUUGUAAGGACUGCUACCACAUUAUAACAGGAUGCACAGAUAGCGAAGAAAAGAAGAAGAAAGGAAUCUUGGAGAUUGAAUCAGCAGAAGUAUCCGGUAACAGUGUGAUAUGUAGUUUUCUCCAAUACUUGGAAAAAUCUAAGACUUGGCAGAAGGCUUGGUGUGUGAUUCCUAAGCAGGAAGCCCUUGUAUUAUAUAUGUACGGUGCUCCACAGGAUGUAAGAGCGCUAGCUACCAUCCCUUUGCUGGGCUACACAGUAGAUGACACUCCAAGAAGCGCUGACCUUCCACACAGUUUCAAAUUGACUCAGUCCAAGUCAGUGCACAGCUUUGCCGCAGACAAUGAGGAACUAAAACAGAAGUGGUUGAAGGUCAUCCAUUUGGCCGUCAAAGGUGAAACGCCGGACUGCCCAAAUGAUUUGCGGAUGAGUUUAGAGGACCAGCAUGAAAGCUCUGCAAAACUGGAAGCUGAAACUUGACGUAGCAGAUGAUUUGAAUCUACAGCUGGCUGUAAUUUGACAUAUUUGGGGUGUGUGGAAUAUUUGCCAUAAUCUUGCCAAAGUUAGUAAACGUAAGUCUCUCUGCUUUCAGUGGGACAGUGAAAUUUGGUUGGGUCACUGAAAGUGGCUUCAGUGAUAGGAAAAACUAUAGUAGUUUGAUAAAGCAUGGGUAUACCAAUUUUAAUUAUCAGUUGUACUUUGACUAAGUGUACUAUUGUUUUAUUGUUGCUGGAUGUAAAUAUACUUGAAUAAUGAAAGAAGUCUGUAGCGCUGUGCCAUCUUGAUACCUUUAGCUCUAUUGAAUUCUUAAUUUUUAACUCUAAAGCAUUUAUCCAUCUUCAGUGGCAUUUUGUAUGUGCAGGUGGAGUAGCUUUUUUCCUUUUCUUGCAGUCCUUCAUUUUCCCCGACUAACUCAAGGCUCACCGUGCUAACAGUGUCCCAGGGCAAGUAACUGGUGUAUUGGUUUACAACCGUGAACUGUUUUCUUCCUGAAGGUGUAAAAAAGGAACGCUUUUCUCCAUUGUAUUUUCCAAAUGGCUAUAGAUCAGUGCACUUGUAAAUCUAGGGGUAUGUAUAAACGUUCAUGAAAAGAGGAGUUAGCAGUGUGGAAGCACAAUUGUUGCUUCUUUCUCAGAGCAUGUUGAGCUGAGGGGAAAUGUUCUGCUGGUUUCAGCAAACGCCAGAUGUGCACAGUACUGACUGGCUGGUACCUGUGACGCCAUCUUCUUCCCAAAAAUAUUUUGUUACAUUUAAAAAUGUCAGUAAGAGAAGAAGAAGAAAAAACAUGUGCAAAGGGGUGUAUACAUGGAGCUGCCCUGUUGGUUAAACUGAGAGGGGAAGCUUGCACACACAGGAGCUUUCUUGCCACAAUGCAAACCUAAGGUAGAAAGCAGCUCUCUUUGCAUAAGUGGGGCUAUUAUAAUUGUCAAAUAAAACAUUGCCUCUGCCAGGGUUUACAGUAGGAACCGCAUGUACCCGCAGGACAGUGGAUCCUGUCAUUUAGAGAGACUUGCAUUAAUUUUAGGGCAUGCUGUGGGCAGUAUAAGUUUGUACAAAUAUUUAGCAUGCACUUGCUUCUGUACAUGAAAAGCAGCAGCAUACAUUUUUGCCACUUGUUUGUACAGUGUGCAAAAGCAGGUCAGUGAGCCAGGAUCAAUCAGAGCUCCUUGGAGCAAACGUCCUCAAGAG